Gossypium arboreum is the source of this 655-nucleotide messenger RNA. RefSeq names its product flowering-promoting factor 1-like. Gene Ontology annotation, biological process: vegetative to reproductive phase transition of meristem; regulation of flower development. The transcript has a single exon. The coding region runs from base 71 to 370 and encodes 99 amino acids. NCBI's taxonomy places the organism in Eukaryota, Viridiplantae, Streptophyta, Magnoliopsida, Malvales, Malvaceae. The record is from RefSeq and is a predicted model, not a curated record.
CAACCUAACAACACAUACUCUCUAACACACCUACUUGCCCACACACAUCAAAUACCACAUUGAAAAAAAAAUGGCUGGAGUUUGGGUGUUUAACAAUGGUGUAUAUCGGCUGGAAAAUAGUCUCCGGAGACGGGUUUUGGUGCACUUACCAUCGGGUGAAGUUGUAUCGUCCUACUCAUCCUUGGAGCGCAUUUUGAGAGGUUUAGGGUGGGAAAGGUACUACGGGGGUGACCCUGAUCUCUAUCAAUUCCACAAGCACUCUUCCAUUGAUCUCAUUUCACUCCCUAAGGAUUUCUCCAAGUUCUGCUCCGUUCACAUGUAUGAUAUUGUCGUUAAGAACCCCAACGUCUUCCACGUAAGAGAUAUGUGACGGUCACACCACCCGCCACAGCUACCUCUCUUUUAUCGCUUGUGUUAUCCUUUUUCUUCUCUUUUCCAAUCAGGGGAUUUAGGGCAUUUUUAUGGUAGGUGUAGGGUAAUACUGUAUGUUUAGGAUUGGUUCCACUCACCACAUCUUCCUUAGUAAUUUGCUUUGCUAUAAUAAAGUGGACUACUGCUUGUACUAGCUUGUUUGAUGGAUUGCUUUGUUUGUUUCAUGUCUGUAUGUACAUAUUUUAUAUUUGUUUAAUAGUAUAUAAUUACUAUUUACUAAUAA